Messenger RNA from Gallus gallus (chicken), 999 nucleotides. It is a transcript of the gene KLRN1F, whose product is annotated as C-type lectin domain family 2 member B-like. The record is from RefSeq and is a predicted model, not a curated record. The transcript has 4 exons. Lineage: Eukaryota; Metazoa; Chordata; Aves; Galliformes; Phasianidae. Bases 43 to 639 code for a protein of 198 amino acids.
GGUGGGGAAAUAGCGGCGCUACGUGGACGGUCGCGCCGGACGAUGUUGGAGGUCUUUUCCAGCCGUGCUGACUGUGUGACUCAUGAACUGCUCUCUGUCUGGCCAGGCUCCGGAUGCAGUGAGCUGAGACAGAACAGGCGCCGCGUGCUCUGCGUGGCUUUGUGUGCAGUGCCGUGCAUCCUUGUUUUGGCGCUGGUGGCCGUGAUAGUGCUCCAGCGUCCGUCGUGCCCGCCUCGCCCACCCUUCUCCCACGUGUGCCCCAACGCCUGGGUCGGUUUCCAAGGGAAAUGCUAUUAUUUCUCGGACGUGGAGAGCGAUUGGAACAGCAGCAGGGAGCAGUGCCACCGCCUCGGAGCUUCCCUGGCUACCAUAGAGACGGAGUCGGAGAUGGGAUUCAUGCUGCGGUACCGGGGCCCAGCAAACUGUUGGAUUGGGCUGCACAGGGCAGAAGGGGACGAGCACUGGACAUGGGCCGAUGGCAGCACCUUCAGCAACUGGUUUGAGCUGCGAGGCGGAGGCCAAUGUGCGUACCUGAAUGGGGACAGGAUCAGCUCAGCCCUCUGCCACAAUGAGAAGUUCUGGGUGUGCAGCAGAGCUGACAGCUACGUCCACUGGAGGAAAGGGACAAAUCCGCAGUGACGGAUCCCAUCCCAGGCAGCUCGUGCCAACGCUGCUGGGCACUGCCAUGCCAUCCGUGUGUGCUGGAAUCUGCCUCUUUCCAGCACUGCUACGCUUGUGUUUACAUGGACUCCAGCACUCCUGCAGUUGCUCCUGUAUGGACUCAGCCAGCUGUGCUGCUCGCUGUCUCUCAGGAAACACAGCUGUUGCACUGUGCCUUAAAGGGGGGUCCUUUGAGGGUCAUUACAGAUCACAGCCCCACGGGACGGUUGGGUGGGCAGCUGACGAUUCUGCACGGUUCUCUCCACUUACACUAUUACCGUCAUCGUUAUUGUUAUUACGAUUAUUGUUAUUGCAAGUCUGCAUUUAUUACCCUUCCUA